Molecule: messenger RNA, 513 nt
Organism: Protomyces lactucae-debilis
Lineage: Eukaryota; Fungi; Ascomycota; Taphrinomycetes; Taphrinales; Protomycetaceae
Product: opioid growth factor receptor conserved domain-containing protein
Exons: 1
Cellular component (GO): membrane
Molecular function (GO): opioid growth factor receptor activity
Source: RefSeq, a predicted model, not a curated record
AGUAAUGUUCGUUUCUAUCUACAGGGAUUGCCCUGUCGGCCAGAUAAUCUGACCAUUGAUGAACUCAUUCUGAAAUGGCGGGGACAGUAUAAUGUCCUCGAAGACCGCCACGGCUACAUACAGUGGCUCUUCCCAUUACGGCAACAAGGCGUCAAUCCAUAUGCAUCUGCUCUCUUACAGCAGGAAGUUGACAUACUCAGCACAUCACGAGAAGCGCAAUGCAGAAUGCUGAGUGCGCUGGAUAUGAUGCUAGACUUUUACGGUAUGCGGUGGCAAGACCAGAAGCUGCGACAGCUGGGUCGAACAAGCAGCUACAAGGUACGCUACUGCAAUCUCAUGAAUCACACGCACAACUUUCUUCGCAUCUCGCGCAUCCUGCAGUCUCUGUGUCUCUUCGGGCUGAGCAGCUACACGACACCCAUCGUGCUGUACCUGUUGAGUGAAGUGUGUGCCAAGGAACUGGGGAGUCCCGGACUGUUUCGCAGCUUGAAGACUUUUUGGAUCGAGUGCCUG